AUGAGGUUCCACAGUUUGGCAAUUUUGGCUGGUCUUUUGGCCCCAUCAGCGGCCUUCACGACAACACAGGUCUUCACGUCCCAAGUUCGAUCAAUUCCAUCAUCUCUUCAAUCCACCGUAGAAUCUCCCACCUUCACUUCUGACGGUGCAAAGCAACAAGUUGGAAAUAAUGCCUUUCUCAACAAAGAUCUCAUGUCCAGGGCACAAAAUGGUCCUGGAAUCAAAAAUGAGGAGUCUCUGAAGAUUGGAAUUGUGGGUGCAGGUCUAGCUGGAAUGGUUGCCGCCAUGGACCUUGCCGAUGCCGGGCAUGAUGUAGAAAUGUUCGAAGUUCGUCCUUUUGUGGGUGGCAAAGUCAGUUCCUGGAAAGAUAAGGAAGGAAAUCAUAUCGAAAUGGGUCUUCAUGUGUUCUUCGGAUGCUACUACAAUCUCUUUGGAAUCAUGAAGCGAACUGGGGGAUUCGAUGAAAACCUUCGCAUCAAAGAGCAUGUCCAUACAUUCGUAAAUGAAGGAGGAAAACUAGGAGCCCUGGAUUUCCGUUUUCCCGUGGGGGCCCCUGUGAGCGGUCUCCAGGCUUUUGCCAGGACAGAACAACUGGAUGUUGGCGACAAGUUCCACAAUGCCGUGCGGUUGGGAACAUCCCCCAUUGUACGUGCACUGGUGGAUUUCGAUGGUGGUAUGGACAUGGUUCGUGAUCUCGAUGAUAUUAGCUUCACGGAAUGGUUCACCCAGUUGGGCGGAAGUCGAGGCAGCCUCGAUCGCAUGUGGGAUGCCAUUGCCUACGCUCUGGGAUUCUUGGAUUCUGACAGCAUCAGUGCAAGAGCCAUGCUUACAAUUUUUAUGUUGUUUGCGAUUCGCACUGAAGCCAGUGUGCUGCGUAUGUUGGAAGGAAGCCCCCAAACUGGACUUCAUGACCCCAUUAUCAAGUACCUAGAAGACCGAAACGUCAAGAUCAACUUGAGCACUCCUUGCCGAGAUAUCGUCCACGAUUUGGACGAAGAUGGAAAGCCAACUCGUGUCAAGGGCAUCAAGAUUGGAGCCAACGAGGAGUACAAAGAAUUCGAUGUCGUUAUUGCAGCAUGUGAUGUUCCUGGAAUCAAAAAGGUUCUACCCGAAAGUUUCCGAAAAGUGGAUUUCUUUGAUAAGAUCUACAAGCUCGAUACGGUUCCAAUUGCCACUGUUCAGGUCCGAUUCGAUGGAUGGGUAACCGAAAUGCAAGACGAAGCUAGGAUGAUGGACAUAUCUGGGGAUCAAAGUGACGGACGUGGCGCUGGUAUCGACAAUCUCUUGUAUAGCGUGGACACGGAGUUUUCUUGCUUUGCCGAUCUUGCGCUCACCAGCCCCGGUGAUUACUACAAAGAAGGGGAGGGAAGUCUUAUCCAAGCUGUCUUUGACGAACGAGCCUUUAAACGUUCCAAUGAGCAGCUUGUGGAAGACUGCAUCAAGCAAUUGAACAACAUCUUCCCAUCAUCUCGAAAGCUCAAGUGCACUUGGUCUUCGGUGGUGAAACUGGGCCAGUCCCUCUAUCGCGAAAAACCUGGACAGGACAGAUUCCGCCCCACUCAAGCUACACCUAUCCCCAACUUCUUCCUUGCGGGUUCUUAUACUUUCCAAGAUUACCUCGACUCGAUGGAAGGAGCAACACGGUCGGGACUGAUGGUCGCCGAUGAAGUCAUCUCUCGAGCCGACGGACCCAAUGGGCUGAAGCAACAAGCAGGGAAGAAUCGUGAAACUGCUGCAAAGCCCUUCUUUGUAGCCUAA
Messenger RNA from Seminavis robusta, 1758 nucleotides. The record is from the annotation of a GenBank genome assembly. NCBI's taxonomy places the organism in Eukaryota, Bacillariophyta, Bacillariophyceae, Naviculales, Naviculaceae.